GGGCUGAGGAGGCCAGGAGGCGCCUAUCUCUUUAAGGGCCCCACCGGCAAUCCUGAUUGGCUGUAGCUAUGCAGGUCUUUCUUCCUCGGCUCCCUUGGAGUGCUCCCGCCCGCGUCGCUUUCUCUGCUCCCUUUCCCCAAUCUCCCUCCACCCUCCUCUUCCUCCCGGCCGAGUUCAGCCCGGGCAGCGGCAUGGAUGCAACACCAGCAACAGAUGUCGGGAGCUAAGAUUUGCAUCCUUAGGCCAUGCUGAAAGCCUGAAGAAGAGAGAAGGAAGCAAAGAGAAGGCGCGGACGUGAGGUGCGGAGAAUCCCCCCUAACCGGCAGAAGCCCCCGCCCCCACCGGAGAGCUCGGCGUAGUCAGAGUCUGUCUGCGGCUGCUGCUGCUGCUGGGGCCGACCUCUCCCCAGCCAUGCCAGGCCCGGCCGUCGACGGGGAGAAGGUUCCCUUCUGCGACGCGAAGGAGGAAAUCCGUGCCGGGGUCGAAGCCCCGGAGGGCGGCGGCGGCCAGGAGAGGCCGGGCGGGCGCCGGCAGCGGCAGAACAUCGUCUGGAGGAACGUCGUCCUGAUGAGCCUGCUCCAUUUGGGGGCCGUGUACUCCCUGGUGCUAAUCCCCAAAGCCAAGCCGCUCACUCUGCUCUGGGCUUACUUCUGCUUCCUCCUGAGUGCACUGGGUGUGACAGCUGGUGCCCAUCGCUUGUGGAGCCACAGGUCCUACAAGGCCAAGCUGCCUCUGAGGAUAUUCCUGGCUGCUGUCAACUCCAUGGCUUUCCAGAAUGACAUCUUCGAGUGGUCUAGGGACCACCGAGUCCACCACAAGUACUCAGAGACAGACGCCGACCCCCACAAUGCCCGCCGAGGCUUCUUCUUCUCCCAUAUCGGGUGGCUGUUCGUUCGCAAGCAUCGAGAUGUCAUUGAGAAGGGAAGAAAGCUUGACGUCACUGACCUGCUUGCUGACCCUGUGGUCCAGUUCCAGAGAAAGUACUAUAAGAUCAGCGUGGUGCUCAUGUGCUUCGUGAUGCCCACGCUGGUGCCCUGGUACGUCUGGGGAGAAAGCCUGUGGAAUUCCUACUUCCUGGCCUCCAUCCUGCGCUACACCAUCUCCCUCAACAUCACCUGGCUGGUCAACAGUGCUGCCCACAUGUACGGAAACCGGCCCUACAAUAAGAACAUCAGCCCUCGGCAGAACCCGCUCGUCACGCUGGGGGCCAUUGGUGAAGGCUUCCACAAUUACCAUCACACCUUUCCCUUUGAUUACUCAGCGAGUGAAUUUGGCUUAAAUUUCAACCCGACCACCUGGUUCAUUGACUUCAUGUGCUGUCUGGGGCUGGCCACUGACCGCAAACGGGCAACCAAGCCGAUGAUCGAGGCCCGGAAAGCAAGGACUGGAGAUGGUAGUGCUUGAACGUAUCUGACGUUGACUUCUCGGCCCAUUGCUUUUGUUAGUGUAGUUUUCUUGUUCAUUGGAUUGUGGGAGGGGUAAGAAAGCGGGAUGGGGGCAGAAUCUAUGUGGUUUGGGAGUUUUUUGUCUGUUUGUCUCAAACUAAUGUCAAAAUACAGUAUCAAUGAACAAUUUUUUAAUAAGUCGGUGUAACUAUGAUUUAACAUUAGGGUGUGGACAUGUAGUUUAAUCGCUGUAGCUACGAUAUGUCAAACAUACAUUGUCACAUGCUUGUACGUGAUGUUAACCCUGACAGGAUGAAGGAAUUUAAUAUUCUUUCAGUUGGUUCAGGAAAGCAUUUGUUUUACUUUCUACCAAUUAAUCCAGCAUUGCUUUUAAACACAAUAUCUGAAGGAGCUGAGAGGCAGGGUAGAAGACAAAAGAGAGGAUCUAAGUAUUAACUAAAGAGGGUUUCUAUUUUGUAAUUAUUGUGCAUGUGUUUUUCAAGUAAAAGAAAUGAAAACUUUUUAAAAAUAAGAAUAUAGGAUAUGGCUCUAUUUUUUUUUUUUUUUUUUUUUUUUUGCCCUGUUUAUAGCUUGUUAAUGCUCCACUGUUUUUUGCUUCAAAGACGAUUUGUUCACUGCCCAGCUAGUUUUGUGUCCCGAGCUGUAUGCCAAGCUGGCCCUAUAAAUCAAAGCCUGUUUAGGUGUUUGAUUUUAUUCUCUUUACUAUUGUCAUUUUAAAGGUGUAUAACUCAAAAUGUGCCUGACAUUAAAUUAAGCUCAAAUUAAGCUCUCAUUUAAAUGUUUAGACAUCCAAUUUAUAUUCUAAUUGAUCCCAACCACUGAUGCAUGUACUUUAGCUACUUCUGCUAAAUAAGCAUAUUAAUUUUCCACACCAGGCCAUCAGGUCUUAAUAACUGACAGUUAUCUAGAACUCAGUGUCUACUAAUGUUUCACCUGCAUGCAGCCUUCAUUGAUUUUGCAGCAAAUGUAAAGUGACCAUUAUGUAGCUUUUGGAUUAAAAAAAAAUUUGUGUGUUAAGUUGCCUUGUAAAGAGCAUGUUGAAUUAAUGGGAUGCCAUGCCCUUUGUGUUAGAUGUUAGAGCAAAAGAAAGGCCUUAUAGUGUUGGCACUGGAGCACUUCGAAAAUAGAUCUUUUCAGGAAUGAUGUAGGACUUAAAACUAAAAUUUAAAAUUUUUGGAAAAGAAAUGACGCUAAUAGGAAAUUGUCACAAUGAAGUUCUUCAUCCAGCAGGUGUUUAACAGUGUUAUUUUGCCAUUAAUAAUGUGUAUACUCAGAGUGAUUUACAAUAAAUGAUUAUGAAUUCA
Messenger RNA from Choloepus didactylus (southern two-toed sloth), 2710 nucleotides. RefSeq names its product stearoyl-CoA desaturase 5 (gene SCD5). Gene Ontology annotation, molecular function: oxidoreductase activity, acting on paired donors, with oxidation of a pair of donors resulting in the reduction of molecular oxygen to two molecules of water. The record is from RefSeq and is a predicted model, not a curated record. Gene Ontology annotation, biological process: lipid metabolic process. The coding region runs from base 412 to 1404 and encodes 330 amino acids. NCBI's taxonomy places the organism in Eukaryota, Metazoa, Chordata, Mammalia, Pilosa, Megalonychidae. The transcript has 5 exons.